AUGGCUUCGAUAAUGCCCCCAAUUCCACGAGCAUUCUUCCUCUACGGAGAGCCAUGUCUAGUCUUCUUCGGCGGUUUUCUCAACCCAGUCCUCAAUCCAACCGCCAUUACCUCCUUACUCCCACCCCACCUAGCCGGCCGAGGCACAUCAGACCCCUACCCAACCCCAAUGGAACACCUCCUAGGCCUCCAAACAGCCACAAUGAUGUUCAUGACAGUCCUCCUCAACAUCACGAUAAUGCUUUACGCCAAGAAUCCGAAAGUAGUCCAUGGGUUCGUCCUUAGCUCUGCUAUAACUGAUAUCCCGCAUUGGGGAUCUUUGAUCUACGUGCUAGGCUGGGAGGGACUAUCGCAAUGGCGAACAUGGGAUUCCUCGCUGUGGGCGCAGUUUGCUGUCCCGGCGUUUACUAUGUGUUUCAAGCUUGGGUAUUUGACUGGUGCAUUUGGGCCUGAUAGAUUGGAGAGCGAGGAUACUAGCAAGAAGCAAGGAAAGAAGUCGAAUUGA
Messenger RNA from Penicillium angulare, 504 nucleotides. RefSeq lists its product as uncharacterized. The transcript is spliced from 2 exons. The coding region runs from base 1 to 504 and encodes 167 amino acids. The record is from RefSeq and is a predicted model, not a curated record. NCBI's taxonomy places the organism in Eukaryota, Fungi, Ascomycota, Eurotiomycetes, Eurotiales, Aspergillaceae.